Messenger RNA from Bipolaris victoriae FI3, 2019 nucleotides. RefSeq lists its product as hypothetical. NCBI's taxonomy places the organism in Eukaryota, Fungi, Ascomycota, Dothideomycetes, Pleosporales, Pleosporaceae. The transcript is spliced from 3 exons. The record is from RefSeq and is a predicted model, not a curated record. The coding region runs from base 1 to 2019 and encodes 672 amino acids.
AUGGUUUAUUCUUGGGAUGACAAAGAGGCUGUGUGCUAUCGCCUCUAUGUCGAGGAGCGCAAGAGUCUGGAGGAAGUCAUAGCAUAUUGGGAGGUUCGGGGGUUUACUCCUAGUAAGCGGGCGUUUCAAACGCAGUUCAAGCGAUGGGACUUUCCGAGCAAGCAAAAUCCGGCGCACAAAAACCCCGCUCUCGUCGCACGGCUCCAGCAACUAUGGGAACAGAAUUGUACUCAGAAGGAGAUGAUGGAUAUUCUGCAGGCUGAGGGCUUCGAUAUCAACGACCGCGAACUGCUUCGUCUGCGGCUCAGACUCAAGCUUUUGCUCAGAGAGCGCGUCUCCAAGCCGAAAAAGGCACCGACGACCGAUGGGCGAAUACAGAAGAAGGCAAAGAAAAAGGCACCCAAGGUUAUACCUGGUAAAGGCCUCAUAAAUCAGCUUGGAAACACGAUACUAGCAGAAGAGACAUCAAGCGAGGAUGAGAGUGGGGAAGAGGAGCAGGCCGACGAUGGGUCUGCGGAACAGUCGGAAGAAGCGCGACCUAUAAUCCCUGAACCCGACACUGUUGGCUUGAGCCCAGAGGAGGUGCUUAGGAAACAAUUACGACAGCAACAACUGCAGGCCGAGAGUGACGAGAAAUGGCGUACGCGGAAACGACGAAGACGAACCCGCGGUUGGGCAGGGCUGCCUGCAGAUGCGCCUGGGGAGCCUCCUCGAUUCCCGUCUGAGACGACGAUUGAUGAAGCGAAGGCGUACCUUUGUCUUGACAACAACAUGUACCGCGAGCUACGAGAGCGUUUUCUCGAUAUCUGCAAGGCUGAGGAGGUUGUCAAGAAGACGAUUGCUGGCCCUGAGAAGUGGGCGCAGAUUGUACAGCAGCUUAUCAAGGAAAAUGCACAUUUGACAGAGGUCUUCCAGCAGGAACCUGAAGUGCUACAGAAUUACGAUGCAUUAUUUCGACCAAAAGGCCAGCGGGCCUUGUCGCUAGAUGUCAUUUGCAUGGAUGUCACGAAGCGCCUACGAACCUUGAAUACACGGAUGAGCCUCGCCGACGCGAAGAACAUUCUUGGUCUCAACCCCGAGCAAACGAGACGCGUACGAAGUGCCUUUGCCGAGAAACUGAGAACAGCUCAUUUUACGAACAAACUCGAGGCGGGUGAAGCACAGUGGACAGAACUGAAGCAGGCCUGGGUCAACGAGUCUGAGCACCUAGUAAAGGCACUCUCGCAAGGCGAAAACGAUCCAGACUAUGCGCGGAAACUAAGAGCGCUCGAAGUUCUGGCUCGAGACGUCACGAAGAGACAACAACAGGAGAACGCAGCUAAAGAUCCAAACAAAAAGCGCCAGGUCCACCAAGGACCAGGCCCAGGACCUGCACCACCUGUUGUCGCUACUCACUUGACAACACUGAGCACCAAAGAGCGCCCACAUGCAAACAUGACCCGCGAAGAACCACCACAACCAUCCUACCCGACCGCUUCAGACCUCCAAAUCGACCCCUCCCUCCUCCUAGCCGCCAGCGACGCCUCCAUCCUCCCUACCCCAGACUACCCACCCCAACCACGCUACCAACCCCCUCAAUACCAACCCGCCUCCCACUACCAACACACAUACUACCCCCCCUCAACCAACACCAGCACCAGCACCACAUCCUCCUCUUCCUCCUUCACCCCUCUCCCAGUCUACUUCCGCCUCCACCCCCACUCCUCAACCCCCUUUCCAGCAAAAACCCUCUGGCUCUCCAUCCUCCACUCCCCUUCUCUAUCCGAACUCCACACCCUGGCUACCCGCGAGCACCCGGGUACCGAAGUCCGGAAACUAGAAGGUCUGAUAGCGUAUAAGGGGGGUGCGGAGGGGAGAGAAGUCGGCGUGCAGAUUACGGAUGAUGGCGAGCUGGGGGCUUAUCUGGGCGUUGUGAGGGGGGAGAAGGAGGGGAAGGUGGGGAAGGUGGUGUUUGGGGUGUUGCUUGGGGAGUUUGUGAGGUGGGGGAUUUGUGGAGGGGGAGAAAGGGGGAAAAGUUAG